Messenger RNA from Notothenia coriiceps (black rockcod), 820 nucleotides. It is a transcript of the gene sae1, whose product is annotated as SUMO1 activating enzyme subunit 1. The annotation marks the transcript as partial. Gene Ontology annotation, molecular function: SUMO activating enzyme activity. Lineage: Eukaryota; Metazoa; Chordata; Actinopteri; Perciformes; Nototheniidae. The record is from RefSeq and is a predicted model, not a curated record. The transcript has 6 exons. Gene Ontology annotation, cellular component: SUMO activating enzyme complex; cytoplasm. Gene Ontology annotation, biological process: protein sumoylation.
ACUGCGUGGGUCCCGUGUGCUCCUGGCAGGAUUAGGGGGUCUGGGGGCCGAAGUGGCCAAGAAUUUAAUCCUGGCUGGAGUUAAAGGACUCACUUUGCUGGACCAUGAACAGGUGUCAGAGGAGUCAUGUCGAGCUCAGUUCCUAGUCCCGGUGACGGCUCAGGGUCAGAACCGGGCCCAGGCCUCUCUUGAGCGGGGGCAGAACCUCAACCCAAUGGUACAGGUCCACGCAGACCAAGACAGGAUUCAAGACAAACCAGAUGACUUCUUCCUGCAGUUCGAUGCGGUGUGUCUGACAGGCUGCUCCAGAGACCUGAUGGUGAGAGUGGACCAGCUCUGUUCCAAGCACAACAUCAAGGUCUUCUGUGGGGACGUCUACGGUUACUAUGGUUACAUGUUCUGCAACCUGGGAAAGGAACACAACUACGUCGAGGAGAAACCAAAACUGGUUAAACCGAGUUCUAGCGAUGGUCCAGAGGCAAAGAAAGCAAAAGUGGACCCCAAUGAGACCACCAUGGUGAAAAAGACGGCCUCUUACUGCACCCUGAAGGAGGCUCUGGAGGUGGACUGGACCACGGAGAAGGCCAAAGCCGGGAUGAAGAAGACCCCAGUGGACUACUUCCUGCUUCAAGUUCUGCUGAAGUUCCAGACAGACAAAGGUCGUGACCCCGACCCCCUGUCCUACCCAGAGGACAGCCAGCUGCUGAGACAGAUCAGAGAGGACGUGCUGGAGGCGCUGGCCGUGAGGAGUGACCUGCUGAACGAUGACUUCAUCAGGUACAACGCCUCCUCACUUCCACACUUUUAUUUUAAAAGUUAG